This is a messenger RNA of Miscanthus lutarioriparius, 663 nucleotides long. NCBI's taxonomy places the organism in Eukaryota, Viridiplantae, Streptophyta, Magnoliopsida, Poales, Poaceae. The record is from the annotation of a GenBank genome assembly.
AUGAAUGAUGUCAAUGAAAAUGGACAAACACAAAGUUGCCAACAUCAUUUGAAGGUGACUUGUGAGAAGAAUAGAGAGAAUGAAGCAAAGUGCAGUUCCAUCGGACCACCCUUUGGUUCUCGCAGCUAUGAAAUGCAAAUUGUAGAUUUGAGGUAUCAAGUACCUCCUGUUGGUUCUCGAGAUGGAGUGGUAUUGUCCUUAUCAUGCGGUAUCGAGGACAAGUACAAAAACGAACCACCAAUGCCUUUGGACCUAUUGAAAGAGAUGCACUACAGCAAAAAGAAAGGAUUUGCUCCUGCAGUUCAAUCUCUUAUCGCUGAAAUAGAGGAGAAGUUGAAUGAACCUGUAGAUGAUGGUCUUCAACCAAAGGAUGUGACUGAUGUGGUCUCUCAGGCUCUUGUUCAGAAAACUAAGAAGAACAGGUUUCUUGUAAAUGUGGGGCUCCAAAGCAAUGCCACAUGUGUUAGUGCUGAGCAUGACCUAGAAGAGGAACUGGUGGUGGAGAAACAAACAUCAAGUGAUCUUAGGGAGGUUGUCAAGGCUCAACAACAGCAAAUGGAAGAAAUGAUGAAGAAAUUCCAGGGAGGCGAAGCGGCUAGGGCUAAGCAAGAAGAGGAGUCGAAGAAAAGGCAAGUGACAUUGAUGCAUCGAUCAAGACUUUGA